GCCCCGCCGCCAUGGAGCCUGUGGGCGCUUGGGGCCCUGCGCAGACUGCGGCCUGGCUGCGAGGGCUGGACGCAGCCGUGCAGGGGUAUCCCUUCGAGGAGUGGGGUCUGGCAGGCACUGAGCUGCUGAGGCUGUCAGAGGGAGCUCUGGAGGCACUGGGAGUUUGGCGUGUGGGACACCAGGAGCUUCUGCUGGAGGCCGUGGAGCAGCUCAGAGCCCUGGACACAGAGCUGGUGAGCACCAGCCUGCGAACACUGACAGAGAGGCUGCGGGAGCUGGCACAGUGCACUGAGACCGUGGUACUUGAGGGCUCACCCGGGGGGACCACUCCACAGCCACCCCUCAUCGCCCUGCUGACCUGUGUUGUCGACCUGAUUGGAGCUGCCAAGAGGCUCUUCUCCUGGCUCAACAGAUACCUCUUCUCCACCCUGAAUGACUUUUCAUCCACUCGGGACAUUGUCCUGCUCUGUGCCCGCCUGGUGGAGGUGCUGCAGAUGGACUGCUCUACUGCAGAGAAGAACAGCCAGAUUCUGUGUAUAUGCCAGCACAUCAUAGGCAUCUGUGAGAGCAUCGUGGGCUGCAGUCCCCCAGCACUGCUGGACCGCAGGGCCAUGCUGCAGCAGGUGGAGCUGGCACUGCCCCUCACACCAUGUGAUGGCCCUCCAGAUUCCCCCAGCACCCCCACGCUGCCCCCUGGCCUGUGGGGCAGCCCCCCAACAUCUCCCAGCAUCCCAGUGCUGCCUCCUGAGACUCCAGGGAGCCCUCCAGCAUCCCCCAGCACCCCAAUGCUGCCCUACAACCCACUGGGUCUGGAGAUCACCUCCACCAGCUCCUGCCUGCACUUUGUGUCCAUGACCAACUCGGAGGCCCUGGCUGUGCAUGGGGGUCACAUCCUGCCCGGGGACGAGAUCGUGCAGGUCGAUGAGCAAGUGGUGGUGGGUUGGACACGCGUCAACCUGGUGAAGAAGCUGCUGGAGAAGGCAAGCAGAGCGUCACUUGUGCUGAAGAAGCUGCCCCUCAGCCUGCCUGGUUCCCCCCUGAGCACCAGGCAGCAGGUGCCGGGUGCUUUUCUGGAUGCUGUGGAUCUCCCCAAAAGCAGCGAGUACCCCAGCAGCCCCUCGUCCCCGGCAUCCAGCACCACUGCCGACGCAGACUCAGGGCCGGACCCCAGCACUGACGAAGACAAACACAGCACAAGCCUGCGAAGGGAGGACGUGGGUGAGCUCCGGCCGGCAGCACUCAGUCUCGGUGCUGGGAAGGACGUGGUGUGGGAGGCCGGCACCCCACAAGGCACCCCAAGCUCACCGUGUGCCUUCCAACCCUGCACAGCAGAGUUCAGCCCCACAACAGCCCCCAGGGCACAAAGUGCAGAGCCCAGCCAGACCCCCGGGGAGGGCAGCCCUGAGACGGGACGCAGAGCCAAAGGAGUGGCGACCAGGCUGAGCCGCCGGCGGGUCUCAUGCCGGGACCUGGGCCGGGCGGACUGCGAUGGCUGGCUCCUGAAGAAGAAGGACCACGUGGGCUUCAUGGCCCAGAAGUGGAAGCGCUGCUGGUUUGUGCUGAAGGGCCACACGCUCUACUGGUACAACCACCCCAACGAUGACAAGGCUGCAGGUCUCAUCAAUGUGGCCACUUACAACCUGGAGAGCACAAGGGAGCAGAAGAAGAAAUAUGUCUUCCAGCUCUCCCAUGAGAAGUACAAGCCCUUUGUCUUCGCUGCGGAAACGCUGGCAGAUUUGAGCAUGUGGGUCAGCCACUUGAUCACAGCUAAGACAAAGCAUGCACUAGCCCACCAGCCCGUCCCACACAGGGAGGAAGACUGCUACAGCGAGACAGAAGCUGAGGACCUUGAUGAUGAAUCUCCCCGACCUGGCUUUGACUCGCCAAAGAAAAGGCUGCAGAACGCCCCAGAGAAAGCCCAGCUCUUCCAGACCAGUGGUGAAUCCAGCAGCCCGCAGAGUAGCCCUCAGCCCCAUUCACCUGUAGAGCCCUGCGAGGAGGAUCUCGAGAGCCUGAUGUGGUGCCUGAGGCAGGGCGGGGUGUCCCUCAUCGGGCGGCAGCGCUUCCUGACACAGGAGCAGUGCCGUAAGUCCUUCAUCCGGCGCAACAAGAACCCCCGCAUCAACGAGAAGGUGCACGCGGUGCGGGCCCUGCAGAGCACGCUCAAGGCGAAGCUGGCGGAGCUGCAGGCCCUUGAGCAGCUGCUGGAUGAUGCCGCGCUGACCUCCGAGAAGUUCCAGCGCUGGAAAGACGAGCACCAGGACCUGUACCAGGAGCUGCAGGAGUGGUGGGCACGGCAGCAGGGCCAGGACAGCGGCGGGGGUCACGAGGCUGAGCAGAGGCCUCCAGCAGGAGCAGCCGAGCCCUGACACUCCCCGGGCCCCAGCAGGAAUCAUUCCCCAUUGAGCUCACAGCACUGCGGGUGCUCUGCCUGUCCUGGAUCGGUGCGUGGGGGUUUGGUGACGUUUCAGAAGGUUCAGCCCCCCACAGUGGCUUCUGCUGCAUCGCCCACAGGGGUGGGACACCGCAGGGCCAAUCCUGCUUUUUUCUGAGGACCCUUCACAUUGAGGACAGGGGCUUUCUCCAGGAGGAACGCGUCCCCAAUGCAAUGCCUCCAGCCGGGCUCUCUUCUGCAGCUAAUAAAUCGCUGACAGAUGUGCCACGUGCCGAAGUGUCCCUGCGGUGACAUCCGGCCCCCCACACCACGUGCCGCCGUGCUCCCGGGGAAGGGAGGAGCCGACAGAGCCCUCCAGCAUCGCUGAGCACCGGCAUAGCCAGCAUGGGAGGAUCCGGCUGAUGGACCCGGAGCGGAGGAGCAGCGCGGACCUCCGCUCUCUGCUGACGGCCACUGCGGAGCUCCCCCCCCUUCGGGCCAGGGCUACCCACACCUCAGCACACCUGAGCGCACCACCCGCACUGCGCACGCGCAAGAAAACAGCGAACCCCACCCCGCGGUGGCGGCUGCCGACACUUUUCCUCCACCGAACGCCGCGGGGCGGGGCCAUCUUUUCGCUCAGCCAAUCGGCGCGAG
Lagopus leucura (white-tailed ptarmigan) is the source of this 3031-nucleotide messenger RNA. RefSeq names its product connector enhancer of kinase suppressor of Ras 1 (gene CNKSR1). The transcript has 21 exons. Gene Ontology annotation, molecular function: protein binding. The record is from RefSeq and is a predicted model, not a curated record. NCBI's taxonomy places the organism in Eukaryota, Metazoa, Chordata, Aves, Galliformes, Phasianidae. Bases 12 to 2369 code for a protein of 785 amino acids.